UGUAUAGAGAGGUUGAAAAGUGGUUUUCGUACGGACGCGGGACACGCGGUGGAGGGAGCGGCCAAUUCUGACCAGGUAGGCUUGGCGGCGACGAUGAAGUCCACCGUGCGGCGAUCGAGUGAUGAUUCCUCGCAAUUAUUGGAUGGAAUUGCCAAGUCUAUGCUGAUCGGAAUAAAAUAUUGGAGCCUUUGCUUACAAUUUUGAUGAAAUGGCGUUUGCGCGGGUCGUUUUCGUGUUGAUGGCAAAGCCUGCUUCAGUUUUCUCCGCAGAGUCAAUUCAACGGCAGAUUGUCUCCCCGAGACGUGUUUGAAUCGCGUUUGAUGAUUAGCUCGAUUGUCUUCCCCAGGAAAUUCCUCGAAUUUCUCGCGAAUUCGCAUCAGGAAUUCGAAGUCGUCGUUGAUUAUCUAGGGUUUUAAUUGCGUUCAUUCCUAGGGAUUUGAUGUUGAGAACAAUAGUCGCGACAUUCCAGACGGUGAUGGGAUCGUCGUUGUCGCAGCAAUCGGCGGUCGACACUGUCUCCCAGUGGCGGUCGCGGCCGCCGCGGGAUUUGAUCUUCUACGCCGGCCGGAUUGAGAUAAGCCGGUACUUUCAAGCCGUCGACAUCCUCCAGCAAUCGCCUAGUUCCAGAGCAACCGACGAGCUGUUAGCCACGGCCAUGUCUCGGCUGAAAGGCGAGUUCGACACAGUUCUGAGGCGACACACCGAUUACCACGCCGGACAGGCUUCCACCACGGAAUGGAGCUCCGUCGCCGACAGCACAGCCAACGUAUUCCGGUACGAAGACUACACGCUUCCUGAGGCACCGACGGAUUACGAGAUCGCAUAUCUGAGAAACAUAGCUGCGAGAAUGAGUUCCAGUGGUCGAAUUGGGGAAUGCGUUAGGGUUUACAUGAGUGCUCGAGGAUCCUAUCUCGAAGCUCAGCUGAAGAAGCUCAAAUUCAAGGAGCUAACCACAGCUGCCAAUCGAAACAGAUACGAGUGGGACGAGCUGAAGGUGAAGAUGGAGCUAUGGAUUCAGCUUUCGAAGAUUUGCAUCAAGAAAUUGUUCCACAGGGAGAAGCAUAUUUGCGACCAAAUCUUCGAUGGCAUUGGGGAAGACAACUCUGCAAAAGACGAUUGCUUUGUAGGAACUGUCAACGAAUUUGCUCGAGACCUCUUCGGAUUUGUCGAAACCAUGAGUAUGAGCAAGCAUAGCUACGACAAAAUGGAGACCAUCCUCACGUUAUACAGCACAUUCUUGUCCAUAUUUCCGGACACCAAUGCCCUUUUCCAUUCGACGCCGGGGAAUGGGAUUAGAGUUUCAUGUGCAGAGACAUUGUCGAGGAUUAAAUCCGAGGUUGUGGGAAUGCUGUAUGAGUUUGAAUACGAGGUGCUUCAUGAGAAAUCCGAUGUCCGGGGUGAAGGAGGAGGCGUCGAUCGGCUGACAGAGUAUGCCGUGGAGCAGAUGAACUUUGUUGUCCGAAACAGGACACUGCUGACAGCAUUGUUCAAUGCUGCGCCGUCUUUGGAUUUUGGCGACACGAUCAUUCCUCAAGGGAGUUUAGGGGAUGUAAGCAAUCUCACGUUUAUCCAGCAGCAUUUGAUACUGAUCCUCGUCGUUUUACAGAGGAAUCUCAAGGCCAAGUCGGAGACAUUCAAGGAUCCAUUGUCGGGGCCUCUGUUUUUAAUGAACAAUGUUCAUUACAUUGUCCGGAGGAUCGAGGCAUCCCAAGAGCUGCAAGAAAUGGUCGGCGCUGCGUACAUGAAUAAGCUUCGGGGGAACCUGAAAUCCGCAACGGAUACUUACCAGCAAAUGAUAAGCAGCAAUUUCUUGAAAUGUUUCGAGGAGGAUGAGCUCUAUACCAGCCGGUGCUGUUUCAGGCCGCUGCUGUCGAAAACAGUUUUCAGAAAGAAGCUGAUGGCGUUCAACAGCGCAUACGAGAAGCCGGAGUCACUGGGGACGAUACCCGAUCCGCAGCUGAGGGAGAGCAUCUGCAAGUCGAUGUGCUCGGAGUUGGUCCCGGAGUACAAGAAGUUCGUCGGGAGGUUUUCGAGUGAUCCGGAAAUGGCUCUCAUUCUGAAAGAGGAAGUUAGAUACUCUGCUGAGGAUUUUACAACUUUGAUCUUGAGGAAGAUGUUUGCAGAUGCAGAAGCUGAAGCUGUUGAAUGAAUUCGAAUUCGAUCAAAGAUCACACAAAGGUAUAGAGAGAUCACAGGUAUUGUUGAAUUUGUUUUGUACGUACAGUAAAAAAUUUAAAUUUAAUUUGCAAAAAUUUACCACGAACUCGACAAUUUUCGGGACAAUAUAUGUAUGUAUAUAUAUAUAUAUAUAUGUGUGUGUGUGUCUAGUUUUUCUCUAGGGAUAAUAAACCACAACACCAAAGUUAAAUAUGUUCAUGAAUAUAAUUAAUUAUAUUACACGAAAUGGGAAAUGACAAGAGGGAUUUUUUUUU
This is a messenger RNA of Andrographis paniculata, 2432 nucleotides long. Its product is annotated as exocyst complex component EXO70A1-like. The transcript has a single exon. The record is from RefSeq and is a predicted model, not a curated record. Lineage: Eukaryota; Viridiplantae; Streptophyta; Magnoliopsida; Lamiales; Acanthaceae. Gene Ontology annotation, biological process: exocytosis. Gene Ontology annotation, cellular component: exocyst. Gene Ontology annotation, molecular function: phosphatidylinositol-4,5-bisphosphate binding. Bases 440 to 2149 code for a protein of 569 amino acids.